AUGAGCAAUAAGGCCCGCGCGAGCUCCGCAAAGGAGCGCAGCGUGUUUGUCGGAAAUAUUCCAUACGAUGUGACCGAGGAAAUGCUCAAGGAAAUUUUCUCGGAGGCUGGGUCGGUCGUAAACUUUCGUCUUGUGACGGACCGAGAGACAGGAAAGCCGAAAGGCUAUGGCUUUUGCGAGUAUGCCGACGGCGCCACAGCUCUUAGUGCCAUGCGGAACCUCAAUGGGUACGAGAUCAAUGGACGCAAUCUCCGGGUGGACUUUGCAGAUGGCGGGGAUAAGUCUGGCGGAUCUGAGCGAAAACGUCAGGAUACUGGAGGCUACACUCGGUUUGGAGGAGCGAGCAGCAGCCAUUUUCGAAACGACGGCGGGCAUCCAACGAUGGUGACUGGAGAAAUGGCGAUCCAUGCAAUCGAGUCGGCUAUAUCUCGGCUGGGACCAGUCAAGUUGUAUGACAUGCUGGUGCAGCUGAAGGAGCAUGCAAGGCAGAAGCCAGAGGUGACAAAGAGCAUCAUGAUGGCAAACCCAGCGCUCACACAUGCAAUCGUGCAGAGUUUCAAGAACCUGCAGAUUUCCAUUCCUUCUUCGACUGAGACCCAACCAGUGUUGCAUGCCCCUCCUUCCAUGAUGCAACAACCGCCGCCAAUGACAGGAAGGAUGAUGCCGCCUCCACUACGGCCACCCAUGAGCGGGUCUGCGGCAUCUGGCUCGGGUAUUCUGGGUAUGGCCCCACCUAGUGUUCCGUCGGCAACACCAGGAGCAUUUGCUAAAGCCGGUGGCACGCGAUGGAGUGCACGACCAGGACCCUUGGCUUCCCAGGCGACGAGUGCCGCUAUGGCGAAUAGACCAGCCCCUGCUUCUAGCCUGAUGCACACCCAGCCCCACUCUGGUCUAAUGCCCACACCGACUGUGCCGGCACAAUCGAGUGGGCCCCCCAGCAGUAACCUGGCACAUGCCAGUCGCGACCCCCGUCGAGCAGGAAGAGGGGAUCCGCGUGCAGCCAAGAGACCACAUCCCGCCGACCAAGGAUCAGUGCCGUCAACUCAAGGAGCCAACGACGCUCUGAAGCGCGUCAAGCCGAGUGGUGGGGGCGGUGAUAGCGUCUCGUCUGGUCAGUUCGACGCCAUCGCUGAACUCGCGCGCAACACGACCCCGCAAAACUUGGACAUGCUGCCACCAAACGAGCGGCAGAUGCUGCUGGCGUUCAUGCAGCAGAAUAAUAUUCCAUUUUGA
Molecule: messenger RNA, 1233 nt
Organism: Hyaloperonospora brassicae
Lineage: Eukaryota; Oomycota; Peronosporomycetes; Peronosporales; Peronosporaceae
Source: the annotation of a GenBank genome assembly